AAUCAUGACAUUUAAGGUCUAAUCUAAGAUUGAAGCAUGAUGUUUCCCUUUGUUUAUAUUAAUUAUUAUUGUUUGUUGUUCACAUUAAUAAUACAUGUCCUCCUGUACUAUUUACAUCAUUGUUUGACUUUAAGAUUGGGAUGGUACGACCUAAACUCUGGUUAGCAAAAAUGUCAUACAAUUAAGACAACACAUUUCGUUUUUCAUCUUCUCUUUUUCGACUUUAGGCCCAUUUUGUAACCUGUCAUCGAGGCAAAGUCACAACACCUGAAUCUGCUGAUAGUAUUCUAAGUUUGGUAUGCUGUAAUUCUGAUCACACCACUUAAUUUGUAUCAUCCCUGUUAAAUACUGUUGAGACCCUCAGAGGAGACGUCGCAUUGCUCUCGGUUACAUCCUCUCACGGCACUGCAGCAGAUUCCGUUGCAUAGCAGAGACCUCAAGGCACAUGAGGUGUGCUCUGUCUAUCUUUGGUGUCUUGUUACUAAAUGAAGCAUGUCACGGGUAAGAGAACAAGCCAGAGAGUGGUGUCGGGGAAGGAGGAAAGAGGGAGGGAGGGAAUGGGGGAAAGCACAGGAGACGACAGCUCUGAUCUCACUACCUGGGAAAAGCCACUUCAAGGGCGCUGGAGUCACACAGAUCACACAAGUCUGAGUACAGAGGAAUUUCAUUGCCUGACACAACCAAAGUCACAGCUUUUGCCUGCUUGAGUGGAUUGAAUUGACUGUUCUGACAUACAGUAGGUUAGUACCUGCCAGAUAUGGCUGAGGCGCAUCAGGCAGUGGGCUUCAAGUUCACUGUGCGGCCAGAUGGUGUGGACCUCAAACUGAGUCAAGAGGUCAUCAAAAACAUCUACCUGUCUGGAGUGACGGCAUGGAAGAAGCGAGCCAUUCUAUUCAAGAAUGGUGUAUUAGCUGGAGUCUAUCCUGCCAGUCCGUCCAGCUGGCUGAUAGUUGUGAUCGCCAUGAUGAGUUCCUUGUAUAUCCCCAUAGACCCGUCUCUAGGAAUGAUUGAAGCGAUCAAGGAAAGCCUACCACACAGAGAGUAUUUAUCAGUGCAGACCCGAGCGGUGCUGAGUGCCAUCCUGUUUGCCACUGGACUGUGGCUGUUCUUCAUCUACCUCUUGAGAUACACACUCAAAGCUCUGCUCUCCAACCACGGAUGGAUUUUUGAAUCCCAUGGAAAAAUGAGCACAUCAACCAAAGUGUGGCUGAGCCUCGUGAAGAUGUUCUCUGGCCGCAGGCCGCUGCUCUACAGUUUCCAGGCCUCCUUACCCAGGCUUCCUGUGCCCAGUGUGGAUGAUACCAUUCAAAGGUACCUGGAGUCAGUCCGUCCUCUGCUCAACAGUGAUCAGUACAACCAGAUGGAGAUGUUGGCCAACGACUUUAAAGAUUCAAAAGCAGCCCGGCUACAGAGAUACCUAAUCCUAAAAUCCUGGUGGGGGACAAAUUAUGUAAGUGACUGGUGGGAGGAGUACAUCUACCUCAGGGGUAGGGGUCCUAUCAUGGUGAACAGUAACUUCUAUAUAAUGGACCUCUUGUACGUGACCCCUACACACCGACAGGCCGCUCGGGCAGGGAACGUGGUUCAUGCCAUGCUGCAGUACAGGCGCAAACUGGAACGUGGUGAACAUGCACCGCUGAGGGCUUUGGGGACAGUUCCUAUGUGUUCCACUCAGAUGGAGAGGAUAUUUAACACCACCCGCAUCCCUGGAAUUGAAACAGAUAUUGUGCAGCACCUGACUGACCGCAAGCACUUGGUUGUCUACCACAAGGGCAGGUUCUUCCAAGUGUGGCUGUACACUGGAGGGCGCCACCUCUUGCCCAGCGAACUGGAGACACAGUUUCAAAGGAUCCUCAAUGAUACAUCAGAACCUGAGCCAGGAGAACUCAAAUUAGCUGCCCUGACUGCAGGAAACAGAGUUCCAUGGGCUCGGGCUCGAAUUAAAUAUUUCGGCCAGGGAGGAAACAAAGUGUCCCUGGACACCAUCGAGUCAGCUGCCUUCUUCCUGACGCUAGAUGACGAGCCAGAGGGUUACGACCCUGCAAAGACCAAAUCGCUUGACAGUUACGCCAAGUCUCUCCUUCAUGGAAAAUGUUACAACAGGUGGUUUGACAAGUCUUUCACCUUGAUCUCUUAUCCAAAUGGAAAAAUGGGUAUUAAUGCUGAACAUUCUUGGGCUGAUGCACCAAUUGUUGGACAUAUGUGGGAGUAUGUUCUUGCAACAGACUGCUUCCAUCUUGGCUACACGGAGGAGGGCCAUUGUAAAGGUGAUGUGAACAAAGGUCUGCCCCAUCCCUCUCGACUGCAAUGGAAAAUUCCAAAAGAGUGCCAAGAGGUCAUUGAGACUUCAUACUUGUCAGCCAAGCAGAUAGCUGACGACGUGGACUUCCAUGGCUUACUAUUUCAUGAGUUUGGGAAAGGAUUGAUCAAGAAGUGCCGGAGCAGCCCGGAUGCCUUCAUUCAGUUGGCCCUGCAGCUGGCACAGUUCAGGGACCAGGGUUUGUUCUGUCUGACUUACGAGUCAUCAAUGACCCGUAUGUUCAGAGACGGUCGGACAGAGACCGUACGCUCCUGCACUUCUGAGGCUGUUGCAUUCGUCAGAGCCAUGGAGGAUGCAGGUGCAACCAAUGCCCAGAGACUUGCCCUGUUUCGGAAAGCAGCAGAUAAGCAUCAAAACAUGUAUCGCCUGGCCAUGACUGGUUCUGGUAUCGACCGUCACCUCUUCUGUCUCUACAUUGUGUCCAAAUACCUUGGUAUUGACUCGCCAUUCCUUAAGAAGGUGCUUUCGGAGCCCUGGAAGUUGUCUACCAGCCAGACUCCACAGCAGCAGCUCAAUUUAGUGGACAUCAACAAGUUCCCUAAAUAUGUGGGUGCUGGUGGUGGAUUUGGCCCAGUGGCUGAUGAUGGUUAUGGUGUGUCUUAUAUAAUAGUUGGGGAAAACCUCAUCACAUUCCACAUCUCCAGCAAGUUUUCCAGCCCGGACACAGACUCAUUCCGGUUUGGUCAGCACAUUUGUAACGCCAUGCUCGAUAUCCAGGCACUUUUCAAGCCUGAAAAUGAUAAGAAGACAGUGGAGCAUGCAACGCAUGCACAUCUGGAAAAUGGGAAAAAGCACAUAUAACCGUCACUGUGCAGUUGUAUGCUGGAUAUGCAGAUGAGAGGUUGCACUUGUGAUCUUUAUGGACACAUUAUAGGAGCUGGUCAGUCAGUCAGAAUAAAUAAAUUGUUGUUACUUCUCUAAUAUUGUUCUGUUUUAUAUUAUACCUUCCAGAGCUGUGUUGCGUUGGUGCAGAUAGAUCUUUAAAAAACGGGAAUUUUUGGUUUAUGCAAUUGUUGUUUCUCCCUUUUUGUCAGUUUGCCAUAAACUGUAUAUGAAGCCAACUUGAUGUAAUUAAUCCAGGUAUCAUCUUUAUAUAUGGUCUAUGGUUUGUGCAUAUGAAACUUGUAAAUAUAAAACUCAGUACUGUCUGAAAGUAUAAUUUGUUACAUGCUAGUAUUUAUGAAUUGCUGCUGUCCUUUUUGAUUAAAAUAUUAAAGAUGA
This is a messenger RNA of Pseudoliparis swirei, 3541 nucleotides long. RefSeq names its product carnitine palmitoyltransferase 1B (muscle) (gene cpt1b). The coding region runs from base 758 to 3121 and encodes 787 amino acids. Gene Ontology annotation, cellular component: mitochondrion. NCBI's taxonomy places the organism in Eukaryota, Metazoa, Chordata, Actinopteri, Perciformes, Liparidae. The transcript is spliced from 19 exons. The record is from RefSeq and is a predicted model, not a curated record. Gene Ontology annotation, biological process: fatty acid metabolic process; carnitine metabolic process. Gene Ontology annotation, molecular function: carnitine O-palmitoyltransferase activity.